This is a messenger RNA of Ictalurus furcatus (blue catfish), 6079 nucleotides long. It is a transcript of the gene snx30, whose product is annotated as sorting nexin family member 30. The record is from RefSeq and is a predicted model, not a curated record. Gene Ontology annotation, molecular function: phosphatidylinositol binding. The coding region runs from base 297 to 1598 and encodes 433 amino acids. NCBI's taxonomy places the organism in Eukaryota, Metazoa, Chordata, Actinopteri, Siluriformes, Ictaluridae. The transcript has 9 exons.
GCUUGUAAAGCAGACAUCGAGAAAAAUAACAGAAAAGCAAGCCUUAAUUAACAGAUAACAACCUCGAGAUGUUUAAUUAUGUCAUUACGUAAUGCGUUUAAUUUUUUUUUUUUUUUUUUUUUUUUAAUCAUUAAUAUUAUUUCCGCCUGAGCGUGGUGAACUUCCGGAAAUGCGCGUUGCCAGUCAGCUGACAGAUGUUUGCCGCUCGGGUUUACGCGGUGUUCCGAGAUUUUCAAACCACCUGAGGGGGCAAAGAUAAAGUGAUUUCGCGGAGCAUUGUCUCUUUCGCUAGCACAAUGAGUGCCGGCACCCCAAAAUCUCUGCCCUCAUCGGGCCAGAAAUCUAUCCAGGACAUCUGCCACCCGUUAUCAGCCGAGGAGUCCGUCCUCACACCCAGCCCAGAUGCAGCAAACACCAGCAGCAGCAUCGGCCACAAGGACUUGAGUCUCCCAAAUGGUAAUGCAGUGGACACGUCUAGCCCGGCCUCUUCGUCCUCUCUGCUAAAUCGCCUGCAACUGGACGACGACCUGGAUGGAGAGACGCGGGAUCUUUUUGUGACCGUGGAUGAUCCGAAGAAACACGUGUCUGCCAUGGAGACCUACAUCACAUACAGAGUGUCUACUAAGACCACCAGAACAGAGUUUGACCUCCCUGAAUAUUCAGUGCGGCGGCGCUACCAGGACUUUGAUUGGCUGAGGAACAAGCUAGAGGACAGCCAACCAACCCACCUUAUUCCACCGCUACCUGAGAAAUUUGUGAUGAAAGGAGUGGUGGAUCGUUUUUCAGAGGAAUUUGUCGAGACGAGAAGAAAAGCUCUGGAUAAGUUCCUGAAACGGGUUGCCGAUCACCCUGUCCUUUCCUUCAACGAGCACUUCAAUGUUUUCCUGUCUGCCAAGGAUUUGAAUAAAAGGCAAGGCCUGGCUCUGCUGUCCAAGAUGGGUGAGUCUGUGAAGUAUGUGACUGGUGGCUACAAGUUGAGAGCGCGGCCGAUAGAGUUUGCCACAAUGGGCGACUAUCUGGACAUGUUCACACAGAAAUUAGGCACCAUCGACAGGAUAGCACAGAGGAUCAUCAAAGAGCAGUCGGAGUACCUGGUGGAGCUGAGAGAGUAUGGGCCGCUCUACUCCUCAUGGGCCUCCUCUGAGCAGGAGCUCCAGGAGCCGCUGGACGGCGUAGCAGGCUGUGUGGGUAACUGCUGCAGCGCUCUGGAGGAACUCACAGAGGACAUGAGUGAUGAAUUCCUGCCUGUCCUGCGAGAAUACGUUCUCUAUAUUGAAUCCAUGAAGAAUGUUUUGAAGAAGAGGGACCAAGUCCAGGCUGAGUACGAGGCCAAACUGGAGGCUGUAGCAUUCCGUGAGGAAAAGAGGACAACAGUGCCCACAGACGUGGAGAAGUGCCAGGACCGCGUGGAAUGCUUCAACGCCGACCUGAAGGCCGACUGGGAGCGCUGGCAGAACAACAAGCGGCAGGAUUUCAGACAGCUGCUGACCGGCAUGGCGGACAAAAACAUCCAGUACUAUGAAAAGUGCCUUGCAGCAUGGGAGUCCCUCAUUCCACUCUUACAGGACAAACAGGAAGCGAAAGCAGAGACGAACUGAGCGUGUGUAGGUGUCACCUGCUCUCGGGGUUGUGACCUGCUGAGAUCAGUAUGAAAUCAUGGCGACAUGUCCUCAUGUAUUUUGGCCAUUGGGGACCCAACAGUUUUGGGGAGCAAGAGGAUGGGCUACACAAAGACCAUACGAUAUUUUGUUGCAUUCGGAUUUGUAAAGUGUGUUUUUUUUUGUUUGUUUUUUUUCCCCUCCCUUUUCCUUUUUUUUUUUUCUUUUAUAUUUAUGAGAUCCCAUCCAAGCACCUCCUUCUCCCCUCUGGCCUGGAAGAACAUGCAAUUUUGUGUUCCACCGAAGCACAGUGAGACAACCCACAGAAUGACCUGGAAUUCUCCUCUGAACUAUUGCGGACAGAAAAAGAGAAGUACAGCAAGCUACACUUGCCAUUUGCCAAUGAUUUUCUAUAAAUUCUGCUUGCCCUCAGCAUGGUUCCCUUUUAUCGCUGCCUCACUGUUGUUGUCCUUGUGCUGCGCAUUGUGACCAUAAAGAGACAGGCCAAGGAUUGUCCACAUUCCUCUCACCAAAGUUUGAUGUGUUUUCGUUUGUUUGUUUCUUUGUGAUGUUUCAGGAACACUAUAGAUCUGAUGCUGUGAAAAGGCAAGAGAUCGUAUCCACUUUAUUAAAUUUCUGAUUUAUUUAGUUUUGGUUGUUGACUCUGAAUCAAGGUUGUCUUCUCAGCCCUACAAGACCUCAUUAAAUAUUUAUGUUCAAACGCUUUUCAUAAUCACUUCAGAUGGUUGAGCCUAGCUUCACACAGGUUGUUGUGUUUAAAUUAAAGGUCGCUUUCAAAUGAAAGCUGCUCAGAAUAUGAAAGGAAAUUCUGACCACUCGGGGAGCAAUGUCUUUUUAAUCAUAAUGUCAUUUUUCAGCAGGACAUGAAACAAUAGAUCUUAGAAUUUUUUUGUCUAUAAUCUAAGCAUUUAGGCAGUAUUAAUGUUAAUAAGUAGUCAUUAGGAAUUGCUCUGGCAUUUAAACACAUUGUAUUAAUAUUCUUUUCUAAGCAGGUGCUUGAAUGAGAUUGAGUUAUUGUUUAGAAGCCUGGAACUUUAAGAUAAUUUGGUGUAUUGUUAUUGUAGAUAAAACUGUUGUGGAGCAAAAACAGAAAAGAGAACUUGAUAAUACUUUACCUAGGGAUAGUGUUUAUAGGUCUACAUGAAUGACAUCUACAUAAGCACUUCAAGGCAACUAGCAUAAACUUGCAUAAAAAUGUAUAAACGCUCGUUUCCACUGGUGUUAAGUUGUUUUGAAUGUCUUGGUCAAUUAUUGAUUUAAAGGUACAUAAGCACUUCAUGACCGCUGGUAUAACCCUACUUUUUAUUAAGGCUUUUUCCAACAGGUGUAAAUUGCCAUAAGGGCUUAGUUCAAGUCAUGUGGUACUUUCCAUACUGACUAAUAUGACUCUGACAUACCAAAAGCACAAUGAGUUACUGUCAUGCCGUUCUAACCCUUCAUAGAUCAAUCUAAGAUGUUAUGACACUUUGAGGCCAGACGUAUGUGACUUUGACAUACCAGAAGUACACCAGUAUAUAGUACCGAAUAGAGUCGACUUUCAUGGCAUUCUAAUGCAAGUCAUAUCACAAUCUUAUGUCAAUUGGACAUCAAAAUGGACAAUCUUCUUGACAGCUGUUGCAUAAUGGAUUAAGCCUUUGAGUAUUUAUAUUCCUUUGUCAAGUCAUAACACUACUGUGUUAACUGGGACAUCAGAAUGGACAAAGUAAGACUAUGACUGACUUAAAGAUAUCAUAGGCAGACAUAUGUGACUUUGACAUACCAGGAGUACAUUAAAGUACAUAGUCAUGUGCCAUGGUAUUCUAAUGCAAGUCAUAACCUUAUAUCAAUUGGACAUCAAAGUGGACAAAGACUUUAGCUGUCUUUAUGACAGCUGUUGCAUAUCGGAUAUGCAAUUUAUAUAUCCAGCCUUUAUAAAUGUUUAUAUUGUUUUAUGUCAAGUCUUAACACUACCUUAUGUCAAUUUGGAUAUGAACUGGAUAUGGUCUUUUUGAAAGCUGUUGCAUGCUGGAUUAAGCCUUUAUACAUUUUGACAUAGGUUUAUGUUAGUUGCUAUGAUGGAUUUAUAUACACUUGUCAUGUAGCCUUAUAAACACAAGUAAAGUGUUACUCAAAAAUUAUACCUGCACUCCAUUUAAGUGUACUGUUUGUAAUGGAGAACCGGAUGUUCUCAGUGUCGGUCUCUGGAAACGUUUACCUUCACUAUGUACACACAGAUUCAUUAGUUAAAGUUUGAAAGCUAGAAAGUUUAUACACACUACACUUCACUGUUAUAAACUUUGAUACACCAGCAGUCUCAAUAUGGUGUAUUAAGGGUGACCGUGUACAUUCAUUUCUGCCCACCCAGCUACACACCACUGAGAAUCUAAUUAGCUGCAUGUGUUAUUCACAACUUAAGCUACAGGCCGUGCCAGUCAUGUCUCAGUACUCUAUUGGGUCUGGGGUUGUCUCUCUUGUAGCUGCUAACAGGCCUGCUGUUGUCCAAAACUAAUAAGGUAUUGCUGUUGUCAUAGAUUCUCACAGAUUCUUAUUCUAUUGUGUAUUUUUAAGGGAAAGCAAAUUCUGUGUUCAAAUCUGCAAUUGAGAUUACAACGUGUAAUGGAGAAAUGGAUCAGACUGCUGUAAUGUUAACUAUAAAAAAAUUAGCUGAUGUAUUUGUUUUAAGAAAUUGCACUCAUCUCAUUGGAACGUGGUUUAAAGACUUUAUAUCCCGUCAGUUUUUUUUCUUCUAUUGUUUCAUUCUGAGGAGUGCCUAUUAGGGGUCCUUUAAGGCGUUUAUUUGUAAAUCUUUAAGAUUUGCAGCGUCACGGGUGGGAUUGCAGGUUAACCAUUGAUGAUAAAAUAAAUACAAUGGUGAGAUAAAGUUAAUAACCGUGGUAUGAUCAAUAGAAAUGUGCAGCUCUGGUACCAUCUGCUAAAUGAUAAUCCUGUUGUUUACCACUUUGCUCUAUGGACAGCUCUUUAAGGAAAACUCCAUCCUGAAAUGCAUCGAAUAGGUUUAUAGUAAAAUAUUUGUGAUUCUGUUGCUAAUUUGAUGCUGUAGUCAUGAGAAGUUAGCAGUCAUGUGCUGCUCUUGACAUCACAUGGAGACACUGCUAGUGCAGUUACAAUGGCGCAAAAAAAAAUUCAACAAUCAAAAACACGAGCAAUAAUUGCCAGGUUUUGCUGUUUUAUCUCCUAGAACCAAAAGAGCAAGAGCUUCUUAGCUAACUCACCUUAAGUAGGGGUGGAGACAACAAAUGUUGGACAGAAUGGAAUGCAGCUACAUGAAGCAGUUCUGUUGAAUUAUGACUCGGCUAGUUGGCAAUCUACCAGAUGACAAGCAUAAUGGUGUUCACUUCAAUAUUAGGUGAAGUUUUGGAAGCUGAUCUAUUUGACCAGAGUGUACAGCUGAGGAGGUGAGCGAGCUAAACGGACUAAAUAACUAAAGCGCCACUACUUUGCACUCUUUAGGUAAAGAUGACAUGAGGGCUACAGUCCAUUGGCAGCAAUAUCAGCAGGUAAACAAACGGCAUUGUGGGUAAUGUAGGAAACAAAGUUAACAUAAACCAAAAUGUUGAUGAAUAAAGAUUAAACUAAAAAAGCCAACUCAGAAUUUCAUGAAAAAAAUCUUGUACUCUAUUGAGGAUUGCAAGUUAAUUAUAACGACUAAUAUGCAAGCUGCUCAAGGUGGAAUUUUCCUUUAAGAAUGGUUUGAUCAGUGGAUUUGAAAUCACUAUUGUAUGUGAAAAAUAACUGAGACAGACUGAGUGUGUGCGUGUUUUGCUGGCGCAAUAUAAAAAGACACUCCCAAGUUUUAAUUUCCACUCGUAACCAAAUCCUUCUGCUUUCUCUUAAUCUCUCUAAAAGUUCUGUGAAGCAUUUGUGUGAUAAUUAAGGCAGCUACCCUACACUGAGUUGUGUGUGACUUUGUGAAAAUGAAUUUAUUUGGUGAUUAAUACACUAGGCCUAUGUAAAUCGACCAACUGAAUUUCUUUUAUUACGAUGGAUGGACACGGGGGAUGUUUAUCAGUUUUCAUGAGCAACAACAUAAGCUUUCUUUAUUUUUUUUUCCUCUUGCUUGAGUCAGAAGGCAGUGUAUAUUAAUAGAGCCGUCGAUGAGGUGUGUUUGAUUGUAAAUAGCAUUUGUCAGUGUGAAUUGCCUUUUUUUUUGUAAUGUUAAAAUGAAUCUGCUUUGAAAAACUGGCUUGUGCUUAAGAGAGUCUGAAAGUCAGUGUGAGGUUGAGGGGGAGAAGUUAAAUAUGGCAGUGAAAUAUUUUGUAAUAUUAAUUUAAUUUAUAGACCAAAAAGGUUUUUAGCCCUCACUUCUCUGCUAAUUUUCCUUUGUGUAAAUUGUUUACUGUAACAUUAAUGUAAAUGUCAUUGUUUCAAAUGCAGGAAAAUUACAUUGAUGUUUUGAAACUAUAUCUUUAACAAACAUAUUUUAAAUAUUGGACCAAUUAAAAAGGAUUGUGUUAAUGCUU